AUGGACAUCGGUCUCCGGCGUCUUUUUUCUUGGGUCUUCGUCGUUGCUGACAUCCCUUCUGCCAUUAUCGGUGCAGAUUUUCUCGCCGCUUUCGAUAUUCUGGUCGACUGCCGUCAUUUCCGUUUACGCGACAAGACCACCAGCCUCAUCGUCCGGGGUAUCUCCUCCUCCGACACUCCCCGUCAGCUCGCCGUCUUGGACCCUGAACCCGAGAAUCCAUUUCGGCAGCUCCUUGACAAAUACCGCAGACUCACUCGUUCCAACUUCGGCGCUUCUCUUCCACCACAAGACGUUGUUCACCACAUCCGGGCCACUGUCCCUCCAGUGUUUUCUCGAUCCGGCCGUCUCGCGCCGUCACGACUGUCUGCCGCCAAGGUUGAGUUCGAGCACGUGCUUCAGAUGGGCAUCAUCCGUCAGUCUGAAAACCCAUGGGCGUCGCCCCUCCACAUGGUCCAAAAGGCCGCCACUGGUGACUGGCGCCCCUGCGGUGAUUACAGGGUCCUGAGCAACGUUACUGUCCUGUCUCACCUCUUCAGGAUUUUGCCGGUGCCCUAUUCGGCAAUUCGGUGUUCUCGAAGACUGACUUGGCCCGUGAUACUCACCAAAUCUUAUCGCCCCAGAGGACGUUUCGAAGAUGGCCGUCACCAUCCCCUUUGGCCUCUUUGAGUUCCCACGCAUGUCGUUUGGCCUCCGCAACGCCUCCCAGACCUUUCAGAGGUUCGUAGACAGAGUGCUUCGUUGCCUAUCAUUUGUCUACGUCUAUAUCGACGAGCUGUUUAUAGACAGCCCCACCGCCAAGGAACACGUGGGGGCAUCUUGCAAUGGUGUUCGACUGCCUUCAACAAGUUGAUGUUGUUCUCAGUUUAUUUUCAGUUUAUUUGGUAAGGAUAAUAGGCAAGGCCUUUGAAAACCUUACUGAUUACAUGUCAGCGCGUUAGAUACAACUGUUCACGAACAAUGAAAAUGUUCGCUGUUAAAAUAGUACUUGGUUCAUUUGAGUAGCAUUGUUUCAGAAAAAUAAUUUCUGGUGCAGCGGGUAUUUAGCUCAGGCAAAGACUGUCGUGGGAAAACCGGGGACACAAAUAAUCAUCCAAGUGUUUCUUGAAGAGUUGCAGGGACGUCGUCUCCACGACUGACUGAGGAAGAUCGUUCCAGUUCCCCACUACCCUUUGCGUGAAAACUUCAGAGCGAAGAUUCAGCCUGGACAUUUUGUCCGUAGGUUUAUCGAGUGACCACGAAGACUGGGUGAAAGGUGCCACUGAAACAUGUCCUCAAAGGCAAGUCCAUGCUCAAGGCCAUGUAUUAUCAUGUAGACGAGGAUAAGAUUGCCUCUUUGCUGCCUGUAACACAGAGGGAAUAAAUUAAGGCAAUUCGGUCUCUCUAUGUAGGAUUGGUUUUUUAAACCGUUCACCAGCUUUGUUGCACGCCGUUGUACGCUUUCAAGGCAUGUUUAGUCCUUUACAAGGCAUGGCCGCCACGCUCGUAUGCCAUAUUCUAAAUGGGGUCGAACAAAAGUGUCGUAAACUCUUCCAAAAAGGUGUUUGUCAAGGUUACGAACUUCCAUUUGAUGGCAUGCAGCACUCCCAUCGCGUUUUUUGCCGUCUUGUUGCAUUGCAGUGCUGGUAUCAUGUCGCCCUGUAGCCAAACACCGAGAUCCUAUCGUGAAGAUUCUGCAGGAAUUCUAAUGUCUUUCAGGUGAUAUGCCCUCAGACUCUCAGAUGAAUGACAAUUGGCUGGAGGCAGAUGAAGGACGGCACACUUCUGCUCACUGAAACCCGGAAGCCAUUUCUUGGACCACGCUUACAGUCGGUGAAGACUGUUUUGAAGGGCUCUCUGGUCAUUUGGACUGUUGAUGACUUGCCAGAGCUUAAAAUCAUCGGCAUACAUUAUUUUACCGAAAUCGAGUUCCUGAAGGCUGUCAUUAACAACAAGGAUGAAGAACGAUGGUCCCAGAACUGAGCCCUGAGGCACACCACUAGUCACGUUCAUCCAGUCUGACAUAUCAUCUCCGAUACAGACACGUUGUUUUCGACCAAACAGAAACGCCCUUAUCCAGUUCAGAAGAUCUCCUCGGAUGCCAAUGACGCUCAAUUUGUGAAGAAGGCGUUGGUGCGGGACAGUGUCAAAUGCUUUGCGGAAAUCGAUGCUCACGACAUCGACCUCAAAACCCUCUUCUAAAGCCCUGGUCCAGAUCUCCAUGCAAGCUAGCAGAUUUGAGAGGCAGGAACGUACUCUCCGGAAGCCAUGUUGAAAAUCCUGCAAGGUGUUAUUUUCUUCACAAAAUUACUGUAUGUCACUCUUUACUAGAGCUUCCACCGUUGUGCAUGAGAAGCAAAUUAAGCUAUUAGGCCUGAAGCUGCUUGCUGCCAUCCUGCUACCUCCCUUAUGUAAGGGAACGAGGUUAGCUCUCUUACACUGUGAGGGCAGCCUUUCUGUUCUCAUUGACAGCUCAAAGAGAGUCGAAAUAGGCUUUGACAGCUCCGUUGAUAGCUCCUUCAGUAUCAGCCCAGGAGUCCCGUUGGGUCCAGGAGACUUAUCUGGUUUUAUAUGACUGAGGACACGUCUCACUUCUUCGAUGGAAAAGACAACGGUUUCAAUGACGGCAGUAUCUUGGUGCAUUUGAAGCUCCCGGCUGUCUUGGCCCAUUUCAAACUCCUGAUUGCCUUCAGAGGACUCAUCCGUAAAAACCGAUUGAAAAAACUGAGAUAGUAAUUGCACUUUCUGUGGCCCUUCAAAUAAAAAGUUUCCAAGCGCGUGUUUGAUGUUCCAUCCCUAGAAUUUCUCAGACAUAUGUUUGACUCCAAAGGCAUCCGCCCUCUUCUAUCGAAGGUUGCGGCUAUACGCGAUUUUCCACCUCCCUCUUCUAAACGUCAAAUGCACCGAUCUCAGGGCAUGGUGAAUUUCUACCGUCGGUUCCUGCUGCACUGUACCGGCACCAUCCCGCCGCUCAUGAACCUCCUCUCGGGUCCCAAAGGUUCGCUCAAGCUGUCUGCGGACACCAUCGCUGCUUUUGACAGGGUGAAGGCUGCCCUGGCCGACGCUACCCUCUUGACGCAUUUUUCUCCCGAUGCCCCCAUCUCCCUCAUGGUUGACGCUCCUAAUGUUUCAGUCGGCGCGGUUCUACAACAGCACCUUGCAGGUCACACCCAACCCCUAGCUUUCUUCUCCAGGAAGUUAUCACCUGCCGAGACGCGCAACAGCACAUUUGGACGGGAACUCCUCUCUGUCUUCCUUGCCGCAAAACGCUUCGAGAGUUUCCUGGAGGACAAGGACUUAGCUGUGUUCACCUAUCCCAAACCUCUUUAG
This is a messenger RNA of Spirometra erinaceieuropaei, 3306 nucleotides long. Lineage: Eukaryota; Metazoa; Platyhelminthes; Cestoda; Diphyllobothriidea; Diphyllobothriidae. The record is from the annotation of a GenBank genome assembly.